AUGGCAAGCUGGUUGCGCUUAAGCUUCAUUUUCCUGUGUGUAUUUAUAUGUUGUUGCAGCGAGCAUGUGAUGGGAGCAGAUCCCGACUCCUUGCAAGAUUUCUGUGUUGCAGAUAGGCAAGGCCAAGUUUUGGUGAACGGCUUCUCUUGCAAGGACUCGAAAGUGGUUUCAUCGGAGGACUUCUUCUUCCGAGGUCUGGGACGAGAAGGAGAUACAAGCAACGCUGUAGGCUCUAACGUAACAGCGGCGAACGUUAACCAGAUUGCGGGGCUUAACACACUGGGGAUAUCGUUGGUCCGCAUUGACUUCGCUGUGGGUGGAAUUAAUCCUCCUCACACCCAUCCAAGAGCCACUGAAAUCUUGGUUUUGCUUGAAGGCCACCUCUCUGUGGGCUUCAUCGAUACUACAAACAAGUUUUACAGCAAGAUGUUAAUGAAAGGAGACGUGUUUGUGUUUCCCAAGGGAUUGCUGCACUUCCAACAGAAUGUGGGACAUCGAAAUGCAGUGGCCAUCGCUGCCUUGAGCAGCCAGAAUCCUGGAGUUCAGGUUUCUGCCAAUUCUCUCUUUGCAGCGAAUCCUGCUAUCCCAGUUUCUGUAUUGACGAAGGCCUUCCGAAGCGAUCAAACAAUUGUCGAUUCCAUUCAGGACAAGUUCGUGUAA
Cryptomeria japonica (Japanese cedar) is the source of this 660-nucleotide messenger RNA. Its product is annotated as putative germin-like protein 2-1. Bases 1 to 660 code for a protein of 219 amino acids. NCBI's taxonomy places the organism in Eukaryota, Viridiplantae, Streptophyta, Pinopsida, Cupressales, Cupressaceae. Gene Ontology annotation, cellular component: cell wall. The record is from RefSeq and is a predicted model, not a curated record. The transcript has 2 exons. Gene Ontology annotation, molecular function: manganese ion binding.